Molecule: messenger RNA, 1723 nt
Organism: Uranotaenia lowii
Lineage: Eukaryota; Metazoa; Arthropoda; Insecta; Diptera; Culicidae
Exons: 6
Coding region: 521-1456 (311 amino acids)
Source: RefSeq, a predicted model, not a curated record
UUCCGUUUUGCAGUAUUCCUCCAAUCACAAAAUCAAUGCUUUCCGGAAUCGAGUGCAUUAGCAGCCCAGAAAGGUACUCAACCCCGAAAGAUUAAUUUCAUCUCCGAAACCGUUGAAACCUCAGACCCGAUUAAUCCAAUUCUGUGGAAAAAUCUAAACAGAGCAAGAGACUGCCGGUAGACGGACGAAACCCCAAACGAGCUGGGUGGGGUGGAAAGCAAAAAAAAGCGAGACAAAUUGUGCUAAUAAAGCAGGAGGGCAGCGUGUCCCCCAACAAGUGAGCAAGCAAGCAAGCAAGGAAAGUGAUAUUCAAAUCACAACCCUUGGGAAUACUUUACUCGGCGAAGAGUGGGUUGGGUUCAGUUCAGGUGAAAAUCCCGCAGUGCCCGUCAGCAGCUCACCGAUAAUAACAACAAGAACAGCAUCAACAACAUCAUCUGGAACAGGAUCGGAACGAAAGCGCCGCAGGUUCCGAACACGACAACAACAAACCAAAAUACUCUCAACAUCAACCAUCAUCAUGAGGAUACGACGCGGCGAUUCCGUCGAUGUCGGGACAGUCUUUCAAGUGGCAUUUGUCACCAUGGCAGUUUCUUUUGCACAGGUCACAACCGAGGACUGCGGCCAGGAGGAACUGAUCCAGUGCACAAGGCCACUCCAAGUACUCUCAGCUACCUCAGAACUUUCGUUCGUCACAAAGAAGGAAGAGCUGGAUCAGCUCUGCCCUGACCUGCACGCGGGACUGCAUUGCAUACGAAGUUACACCAGGCGCUGCAUGAACAUCCACCAGCGGGAUCACUUCAACAAGCUGUACCACGGAACGAACGAGGUCAUUCACGAGCUCUGCGAGGAGGGUCCAUAUCAGAAAGACUUUCUUAGACAUGCACCCUGCAUGCGGCACGUGAAGAAAGACUACGAAGUGUGUGCGGUCAGCUACCAGAGCACAAUGGCCAAAAUCGGACAAACGGUGGCCAGCAGCACCCCGAGGACCCCAUACGGCGUGGGUGGGGGUGCCCAACAGCAGCAGCAGCAGCAACCGACUCCGAUGUCACUUUCCUCGAACGAUGUCCAGCAACAGGAACAGCAUCAACAUCAUCAUCAUCGGCAGCAUCACCAUCAACAGCAAAACAACAUGACGAAAAGUGCUGAGGAUGCGGAGGAAGAAAGACUCAAAACUGUUUGUUGUGCAUUCCACAAGUACAUGCAGUGCUCCGAGUUCACGGUUCGCCAUGCGUGCGGAGAUGAGACAGCACUUUUCACGCGUAAAUUCCUUGACAAAAUGUCCAACACGCUGAUGAGGAUGCAUUGUGUCGACUACACACCGGAAAGUGGCAAAUGUCGAGACUACUUCACGUCGGCCGCGUCACGUGUCCACCUGGCCAUAAUCGACGUCCGGUUCAUGCUGAUGGGCACGCUCCUAACCUGGGCCGCAGUAAUGCUAGCCGGAUCUCGCUGAGUGGGCUGCCUGAGUUGGGGUGGCCUGUGGUCGAUCUAAUCAGAGCUUGGGCGGAGAAAAGUAUUGAAUCCUAGACACCUCUAUUACAAAUUACACUAAAACUAAAAUUAAAAUUAACACUAGAACGAGACAGACAGAGAGAGAUAGAGAGAGAGAGAGGGAUAACAUGAGCCUAGCAGCCGCAUAUACAAUAACUGGCACAGAAAAGCCCCAAACUCGAGGAAAUUGAGGGUGGCUAAAGCUCUCUUCCGAACACGACGACAAGGA